UUUUCUAUUUAAAGGGAGUAGUAGAGGACGAUAGUAAAAGAGAAGCAAGUUGAGGUACAAUAGCCAUUAGCUAGCUAGAAUGGCAUUUACUCAACUUCUGCUUAUUGUUUUCUCAUUGGCUCUCUCCCAAGCCACAUCUUCAGCUACAAUAAAACCUGUCCCUUAUGCCCAACCUUUCAAUAAGACAAGUUUUCCAAAAGGCUUCAUUUUUGGAGCUGGGACAGCUUCUUACCAGUCUGAAGGAGCAGCAUCCUUAGAUGGAAGGGGUCCGAAUAUAUGGGAUGCUUUUACUCGUGAACAUCCAGAGAAAAUAUGGGAUCGAAGUAAUGGAGAUGUAGCUGUGGAUUUUUAUCAUCGUUAUAAGGAUGACAUCAAAUUGAUGAAGAAAGUUGGUUUGGACUCUUUCAGAUUUUCCAUCGGAUGGUCAAGAAUAUUCCCAAAGGGAACACUCAGAGAAGGCGUCAAUCCACUAGGCGUUAAAUACUACAAUGAUCUGAUCAACGAGCUUCUAGCCAAUGGAAUCAAGCCAUUUGUGACGUUAUUUCAUUUUGACACACCAUUAGCACUUGAAAAAGAUUAUGCCGGCUGGUUGAGCCCUAAGAUAGUGAAGGACUACUCAGACUAUGCAAAUUUUUGUUUCAAGACAUUUGGAGAUCGAGUAAAAUAUUGGGUUACUAUAAAUGAGCCCAAUAGUUUUACCAUGAAUGCUUAUAAUUUUGGCACAUUUGCCCCUGGCCGAUGUUCCAAGCACGCCGGGAAUUGUACUGCUGGUAACUCAGCCACUGAACCCUACAUUGCAGCCCACCAUUUGCUUCUUGCUCAUGCCAAUGGUGUAAAAAUAUACAGGGAAAAAUAUCAGGCACAGCAAAAGGGAAAAAUUGGGAUUACCAUUGUUACUCAUUGGUUUGAACCAAAACACAAAACAACAGCUGAUCAAAGGGCAGCUUCUAGAGCUCUUGAUUUCUUUUUUGGAUGGUUUGCUCAACCAGUAACCUUUGGUCAUUAUCCGUUAAGUAUGAGAUUAGCAGCGAGAAAUAGACUCCCCAAAUUCACACCAGCAGAAUCGAAGUUGCUGAAAGGGUCUUUAGAUUUUCUUGGAUUGAAUUAUUAUACUUCCAAUUAUGCAGAAGCUGCUCCUUUAACAAGUAUUCAUAACCAAAGUUAUAGUGGAGAUAGACAAGCUACUCUCACUGCUGACAAAAAUGGAAUUCCAAUUGGGACCCCGACUGCAUUGGGGUGGCUGUUCAUCUAUCCACAGGGCAUCAGGAAGCUUCUGCUGCAUUUAAAAGAACAUUACAAUAAUCCAGAAAUUUACAUCACAGAAAACGGACUUGCUGACGCAAGAAACGACACUUUGCCUGUUAAAGAAGCUAUCAAGGAUAGCUUAAGGAUAAGAUACCUUCAUGGCCACCUCUCAUAUCUUGCUCAAGCUAUAAGGGAAGGUGUAAGGGUGAAAGGAUACUAUGUUUGGACAUUUUGGGACGACUUUGAAUGGGAUGCUGGCUAUACAGUCCGUUUUGGCAUAACUUAUAUUGACUACAAAGACAAUUUGAAAAGAUACCUCAAGUAUUCUGCUUAUUGGUUGAAGAGGUUCCUCCUUCAUUAGUAUUAAUGUCACUAAUAGGAAUGAGUGAGAGACUAUACCUUGCUCGUUUUAUCUAGAAUAAAUCAAUGAGUAGUUAUACUUACACUCAUGGAUAUUUUUAUCUCUAAUACAUCAAUUAUCCACUAUGUAUUAAAUUUUUAUCAUGGAUAUUUUUAAGUGAUUAUCACAUUUAAUUAUAUGGUGUUAGAUAAUAGUUCUCUUUGAGACAGAACAAA
Molecule: messenger RNA, 1821 nt
Organism: Cannabis sativa
Lineage: Eukaryota; Viridiplantae; Streptophyta; Magnoliopsida; Rosales; Cannabaceae
Product: vicianin hydrolase
Exons: 13
Coding region: 80-1606 (508 amino acids)
Biological process (GO): carbohydrate metabolic process
Molecular function (GO): beta-glucosidase activity
Source: RefSeq, a predicted model, not a curated record